UGAUGAUGGCGGCGUUGAGAAGACCAUCGUCUGCUCUCACCGCUGCUCUUAUAAAGUUUAGCCGCCUUCAUAUUACUCCUAGACAGAUAAAUCCAUCGUUAUUAACACCUACAACAACAAACAACUAUUUUAAGACUCUUCAACGUAGAGCCUUCAUCCACACCACUGGUCGUGUUGGGGCCUUAUCAGAGUUCUUUGAUGGUGAGAACAACUGGGGGGAGGCUGAAGUGAAGGUUGGUCGGGCUUGGAGGUUGGAUGAACUCAGAAUUAAGAGUAACGAAGAUCUUCACAAGUUAUGGUAUGUAUUGCUGAAGGAGAAAAACAUGUUGUUGACAAUGGAACACGCUGCAAAGGAAGAACAUCAGUUGUUCCCCAACCCAGAAAGAAUUGAUAAGGUAGAGGAAAGCAUGACAAACUUGGAGGAAGUUGUGAAAGAAAGAAAUCGUGCAUAUUGGCUGUUAGAGACAGGAGAGACGGGGGAGCGGCCCAGUGGCAUGGUUGUAGAUCCUUUAGGCCGUCGUUUACGUAGAAAGUUUGUUGAACACCAUAUUCCUGUAUGGAUGCACCACCAGUCAAAGGAAAAUAUCCAUAGAGGGUUUGCUGUGAAGAAGUUCCAAAGGCUGAUGAGGGAGAAGUCCUUUUUGGAAAAGAGAAAAUAUUACAGACGCGUUCGCAACCACGUUUGUAUGCUGAUGAGACGCUUCCCAAAUAUGGACCUGGAGAAGGUUCAGCAGCAGUACCCUGAAGUGGAUGUACAGGCACUGCGUAAACGGAAAAUUGCCCGGGGACACCACAGUGAAAACCAGGGUUGAGGAACAUCUCUGUUUAAUGUGUUCUAAUAAUUUUCCUGUCGGUCAAGGCUGAGAACGUUAACCUGACUAAUUUUUUUUAAUUUAAAUUUUUUUUUAGAUUAUUAAAAUUUGUUACUGUGGUGAAAAAUAGCUUGGCCUCUGUUCAUGAAAUCACUGUAGAUAAAGUAGCGGUGUUAUUCUGUUUGGUUCUCUUAUCUGUACUGCAGCCUAUUAGAUAACUUCCAACACACUGUAUUUGCUAAACAAUACUUCUAGUACAGUACAGUUUGUUUCUUUUCACUUGCUCUGUUUUCUCACUUUGCACAUUUUAUACAGUUAUAUUUUGUAUUGUAGAAUAAUUUACACUCCAGUAACAUUUUGUAAAUAUUUAAUUUUUGAAAUAAAUCACUGUUAAAAUGU
Messenger RNA from Homarus americanus (American lobster), 1211 nucleotides. RefSeq names its product 39S ribosomal protein L47, mitochondrial-like (gene mRpL47). The transcript is spliced from 6 exons. The record is from RefSeq and is a predicted model, not a curated record. Lineage: Eukaryota; Metazoa; Arthropoda; Malacostraca; Decapoda; Nephropidae. Bases 3 to 812 code for a protein of 269 amino acids. Gene Ontology annotation, molecular function: structural constituent of ribosome. Gene Ontology annotation, cellular component: mitochondrial ribosome; mitochondrial large ribosomal subunit. Gene Ontology annotation, biological process: mitochondrial translation.